Messenger RNA from Cryphonectria parasitica EP155, 1341 nucleotides. RefSeq lists its product as uncharacterized. The coding region runs from base 1 to 1341 and encodes 446 amino acids. Gene Ontology annotation, cellular component: mitochondrial inner membrane. The transcript has a single exon. Lineage: Eukaryota; Fungi; Ascomycota; Sordariomycetes; Diaporthales; Cryphonectriaceae. Gene Ontology annotation, biological process: protein insertion into mitochondrial inner membrane from matrix; mitochondrial respiratory chain complex III assembly. Gene Ontology annotation, molecular function: ATP hydrolysis activity; ATP binding. The record is from RefSeq and is a predicted model, not a curated record.
AUGGACCUAAACUUCAACGCGGUCCUCGAAUCUCCCGUUUUCGCCGGCGGCGUAGGCCUCGCCGCUCUCGGCAGCGUCGCAGCCCUCGCGCGCCGCGGUGCGAUCCGUUAUGCACAGCUCCUCCGCCGCCAGCUCCUCAUCAACGUCGAGAUCUCCAAGACCGACCCGUCCUAUCCCUGGGUACUGGGAUACCUCUCGCGCCCCCGUGAGAGCCCUGGCCUGCUCGCCUCCCGCCUGACGCGCAUCCGUCAGCUCUCAGUGAAGACUACGACCCGCUCUGCAGCGCCGGGCAGGAGUGCGAGCAAUGUCGGGCCUACGCACGCGCACUUUGCGCUCGUCCCGGGAUAUGGCACACAUCUAAUACGUCAUGCGCCGGGUGUCUACGUGAUGGUACAGAGGGAGAAAUCGUCGACCGCCGAGAUGUCUACCGGCGAGCCGCACGAGACCAUGACGCUGACGGCGCUCUGGGCGCAUCGUCAUGUGUUUGAGGAGAUCUUUGGGGAUGCGCACGCCAUGAUGGCCAAGGCCACAGAGGGAAAGACGGUGGUGUAUACGGUCCGUGGGUUCGACUGGGUCCAGCUGGGCGAGCCGAGGCGCAAGAGGCCACUGGGGAGUGUGGUGCUAGAUGAAGGCGUUAAGGAGGGCAUCGUGGCGGACGUGAAGGAUUUUAUUGCCAGGCAGGAAUGGUAUGCUGAGCGGGGCAUACCGUACCGGAGAGGCUAUCUGCUCUUUGGACCACCAGGUGGGGGGAAGUCAAGCUUUAUACAUGCCCUGGCCGGGGAGCUGAAUUUUGCUAUUGCAACUAUCAACCUGAGCGAGCGGGGUAUGGCGGAUGACAAGCUGGCCAUGAUGAUGCAGAAGCUGCCAGCACGAACCAUCGUCCUGCUGGAGGAUGCAGACGCCGCUUUCGUCAACAGAAAACAAAAGGACUCAGAUGGCUACAGCGGAUCCACAGUCACAUUUUCCGGUCUCCUCAACGCGCUGGACGGCCUGUCGGCUGGAGAAGAGAGGAUAGCAUUCCUCACCACAAACCACAUCGACAGGCUAGAUCCAGCGCUCAUCCGGCCAGGACGGGUGGACAUGAUUGUCCGGGUGGGCGAGGCGACGAGGUACCAGGCAGGUGAGCUGUUCGACCGCUUCUAUGGCGACGUCGACAGGGACGGAAGCGGAAAGCAACGCUUCCUGCAGAAGCUGGAUGAUAUGGGCCUGUUCGAUGAGAAGACUCCGAGGCGCACGAGUGCAGCAGCCAUCCAGGGAAUCUUCCUCUUCAACAAGAACGAUAUGGAGGGUGCCAUCGCCAUGGCCGAAGUACUCGGUCAGGCAACACCGACGGACAGCUGA